Molecule: messenger RNA, 1044 nt
Organism: Ostrinia furnacalis (Asian corn borer)
Lineage: Eukaryota; Metazoa; Arthropoda; Insecta; Lepidoptera; Crambidae
Exons: 7
Coding region: 1-936 (311 amino acids)
Source: RefSeq, a predicted model, not a curated record
AUGUUUGUCUCUGGUGAACUAAGCAGAGUCAACUUCUUGCAAUGGAGACUUAACUGGCUUCCUACAAGUUGUGGUGGUGAGUCUCCUAUAACCAUCCCUUUGUUCACAGUGAUAGCAACAGCUCACAACAUCACGUCACUGGACGUGCCUCGAUACGGCGAUCCACAGAAGGAGGCGCGCCUCGUCUGCCACUACGUGAGCGAGAGAGACGACCCCGCGCUGCACUCCGUCAAGUGGUACCGCGGGAACCAUGAGAUAUUCCGGUUCACGCCUGAGCAGAAUCCCCCGACCCGUACCUUUAACACGACCCUGGGCGAGGUAACCAAGGGCUCCUGCAACCUGCACAGCUGCGCCAUCACCGUCGUCCUGCCGAAGACGUACAACACCAGGAUAUCCUUCACCUGCGAGGUCUCCACGGAAGGCCCGAGGUUCGCUGUCGUGAAGCAGACGAAGAAUCUGACUGUGGCUGUGAUCCUCAAAGAAGAUCCAGUCAUAUCAGGCGUGCCUAGCAGCGUGCAGUUUGGUGAAGACGUGAUUAUGAACUGCACCACAGUCCCGGCCAUGCCGCCCGCGAAUAUCGUGUGGUACAUCGAUGGGAAGCAAGAGAAGGUGGAGCCAUGGUCGAUUAACUACACCCGCGUGUCAGCGCCGGAUGAGUGGGGUCUCCGAAGCACCUGGCGGUACCUCCGCCUCAGAGUGAACACCACCAGGGGGUCCAUAGCGAUCCGAUGCGACGCCAUGCAGCCAACAUGGCCCCCCUAUAUAAGGUCCACCAACGCUAGCCUGGUGGUGGCUAGAUCACCCCAUCUGUCUAUGUUCACUGCUUCUGAGAGGAUGAGGAUUAGGAAUCCUGACCAGGCCUCGAAGCAGAUUGAGGUAUCACAGCAUCAAGAAGGCACUCCAAAGGGAGCCAUAAACAUAACUGAAGGCCGUUAAGCAUCGUGGUUAAAAUUUUCCGGCAUAUUAUGGUUCGUGUCCAACCAUCACGGAGUCAGUUAUGGUAAUAGCGGCGUGCUUGUCGUCAGUACAUAUAUUUUCUAAAUA